ACCGGGCCCCGCCCUUCACGCGCGCCGGGAAACACAGCCUCAGCCUCCGACAGCCAAUUCGGCCUCCUGGGCGGUUGCGCGCUCAGGCCCCUCCCUCCAAGCCUAGGCUUAGCUUCCUCGCUCUGCCCGCCUCAUUUUGGGGCGGUUGGGCUGCGCCUGUGAGGGUGGGGUCCGGAACAAGCGACGGAGCCAAUGAGGCGCGGCCGUGCGUCAGGCCGACUGGCAGCAGCGGCUGAGGUGGAGGUGGAAGGAGGCGGUGGCGGUGGAGGGGUAAGAUGGCGGCGCCCGUCCUCCUGAGAGUGUCGGUGCUGUGGUGGGAGCAGAUGGCCCAGUAUGCCGUGUGCGCAGCCGGGAUCCUGCCCUCCAUUUGUUCCUGCCACGUGGAGUGGGAGUAGGAGAGGGACCCCGAGCACCGGGCCCUCUGCGACCUGAGGCCCUGGAAUCUUUGCCCAGAGUCCAGCACCUCCUUCCUGUUCAGGAUCACCUUCUGGUGGAUCACAGGGUUGAUCAUCCGAGGCUACCACCAGCCCCUGGAGAGCAGUGGCCUCUGGUCCUUAAACAAGGAGGACAUGUCAGAACAAGUCAUGCCUGUUUUGGUAAAGAACUGGAAGAAGAAAUGCACCAAGUCUAGGAAGUGUGUCUAUGCCUCCCUGUGGCUGUUUCUGUGAGAACCUGCAUUUUGGAGUUCUGCUUUUAUUUGAGUCACCUGAGCCUGUUUCCACAGUCACCCUGAUCAUGCUGCUGGCUGCAUAUUUAUCCCUUUUGUAUCUUCCAUCCUGGGUCCUCUCCCAUCUCUUCUGGAGUCAGUCCUUUCUUGCCUUACAUUGUGCUGCUUUCUCUCCUGACACCAAAGAAUGAGGCAGCCAGUGCAGAGUGGGGGCUGCAGUCAUCAUCAUGAUUGAGGGGUCAUGGGCAUCAGCAGUCCAGGAAAGGAAGCAAAGCAAAUGGAGAAUGGCAUGCUGGUGACAGACAGUAUGGGGAAACAACUACAGAGGGACAUCAGCAGGCACCACAAUAGCACAGCAGAACUGCAGAAAGUCGAAGCCAAGAAGGGGGAGACUUGAAAGUUGAUGGAGGCUGGCAAGGCACCAACAGGGCAGGUCCAGGUAAAGGCUCUGACAGUUUUGAAGUACACACUGCUGAGAUUCCACUUGUUCAGGGCUCCAUGGCAGUCUCCUAUCUUCUAAUCUUCAAUCUAUGAAAGAACAGAUUCCUGAAAGGAUGGCGUCAAAUGACCAGGAGUGGCUAUCUACAUCCCUGCGCCUGAAUAACAAGCUAACUGGAGUCUCCAUCAACUGCCCCUAGCAUAGACACCUCCAAUUACACAACUGAACUUCAUGACUGGUUGGCCAGUAAAUCAUGCCCCCUGACAGCCUACAUGAACAUUGAAAGGUCGUCAGUAAAUUAAGAAAAGAAGCAGAGGUGAGGAAGCAUCUGCCCUGGGCUACAGAUCUAUGUAGUUAAGCGAUCUCCAGCCCCUAGUACUCAAGAAGCUUUCACCCACCCCUCUGUAAGUCAGAAUGGAAGCACAUAAUACCACAUUUCUUCCUGUGGUAGAGACUCUUUCUGGUGUCUCAAAAUGUUUUAGCAUCUUUCAGUGAAAAUCUUCAAGUUUGUCAGUUAUUUAUUAAGAAAAAAAAGCAGCAACAUGUUUAAAACUCCCUUGAACCCUCUAUUUUAGUGUGCCUUUGUAAAUUUCCAACAUCUUGUGUUCUUCAUCUUUGUAAUUUAUCUUUAUGAAACUUGUCAUAAACUUCAAUAUUCUGAUCUCUUUCUGAAGAAUUCUUAUUUCUAUCCAACAAAGUAUUAUUUCUCUUCAAACCUGGCCUUCCCCUGCUCAUUCCAUUCUUAGCCACUGCCAUUGGGUUUAACAGUCAGUUUCAUUCUCAUUCUAUCCACUGGGUGCACCAGACUCACUCCCACAUUGAAUCAUCAUCAGCAGCAGCAGCAGCAUCUGAGACAGAGUCUUGCUCUGUCACCAGGCUAGAGUGCAAUGGCAUGAUCUUGGCUGACUGCAACCUCUGCUUCCCAUGUUCAAGCAAUUCUCCUGCCUCAGCCUCCCAAGUAGCUCAGACUACAGGCACCUGCCACCAUGCCCAGCUAAUUUGUUUUGUAUUUUUAGUAGACUAAUUUUCACCAUUUUGCCCAGGAUUAUCUGGAACUCUUGACCCCAUUAUCCACCUGCCUCAGCCUCCCAAAGUGCUGGGAUUACAGGUGUGAGCCACCAUGGCAUGGCUGUAAUUUCAGCUAUUUGGGAGGCUGGGGCAGGAUAAUUGCUAGAACUCAGGCAGCAGAGGUUGCAGUGAGCCUAGACUGCACCACUGCACUCAAGCCUGGGCAAGACAGCAAGACUCUGUCAACAACAACAACAACAAAAACUCAUAAAAUAAAAAAAGAAGGGUGAGUACUGGGCUUUAAAAUGAGUUUUAUUUCUGUCACUUCCUAUGUCCAAAAAGAAAACUAUCCUAACCUAUUUGAGUCCAGGUUCUCUAUCUAGGAACACACUUGCCAGAAUGUUUUAACACACGUUGAAGUACUAAAGGUUAUUUUAAUUAGUCCUAUGAUUCCUUAAAAUUCUGAAAUUCUGCAUGCUUUUGACUGUCUAUAGGAGGAUUGGGGAUACAUAGUCAGCAGAAUAUGAAAAAAAAAUAGAACAAAAGAAACACCAAAAGCAGAGAAAAACACUUUAAAACAUCAAGAGAAAGUUAUGGAAAUGUCACAGAAAAAAAAAAGACUAAAGAAAAAUAUUGUGGAAGUAGGCAGAAACACUAGCCUAAAGGGAAAACCAAACUUGGAAGUCAAGCAAUUUCUCUCUAAGACUUGUCUAAUCUUGGUUUUGUAAAAUUUACAAUCCUAUGGCCAAACUUUUACACUGCCCUAAAGCCUUUGAUAGUAAAGAUAAGAUAUUGGUUACCACUGAAAUUGUCAGAUUUAUUAGGACAUACUGUUAGACCAACCUCAUUUCUAACAAUAACUUUAAAUGAGGUUUAAAUGAGUUAUUGUUUUCUAACAAUAACUUUAACAUAUAACUAGAAUUGACUGUAUUUAUUAAUCUGAUUCUUACAUAUAUCUUGAUCCAAUUGCUGCACAGAUCUUUAUCCAUCUACUCUGAAGAGCAAAAUAAAGAUUUGAAAGCCAGGCAGGCUGAUGGUUUAACUGUGAAUCAGCUACUUUUUAAACUAUGGGGUCAUGAGCCAAUUAAUCAACCUCUCUAAACAACAGUUGCCGAUUUAAUAAAUGGUAGGUUAUAAGAAAACAGAUGUUAAGAUGGCUUUAUGAGAUGAAUGCAUAGCACAUAAUAGUGUGGUUAGCCCAGAAUACAACACUCAACAGAUAGUAGUUUCUUCCAUCUAUAGUUCCUAAGUUAAUUUAAUUUUUUAAAUCUGUAAAAAUUCUACCUGACUGCAGAUUCAUCAGAACUCCCAGGAUCUAUUAAAGGAAAAAAUAAAAUGCAUUGUAAAUCAAUAAUAAAUAUAUAGAAUAUUAAAAACAUAAGACGGCACAAUCGUGCAUGCCUAUAAUCUCAACUACUUGGGAGACUGAGGCAGGAGGAUCACGGGAGAAACCCAGAAGUUUGAGACCAGUUUGGAAAAUAUAGCAAGACUCUACCUUCAUUAAAAAAAAAUUUGCACACCUAUAUGCAUGCUUUAGACCAUUUUUCUUUAAAGUAUAGGACUGAUGAUUUGUUACAAAGCAUUCCUUUGGGAGCAUACUUAAGACUUUAUUAAAAGUAAUAUAAAUUAUGCCUACUGGUAUGUGGUUAGUGCAGUAAGAAUUCUUACUUCCCUUACUUUGUAUUUAUUAAAUGCAAAUAAUAAAUUUAUCAAAAUUUGAAAUCUACAAGUGAACUGCAGUAUACAAGUCAUCUUACACAAACCAUAUGAGAUUGACUAAAAAUAGUAUUGUUAUCAGAACAGGUGUGAUAAGUGAUCAGUGUCAAAAAGCAUGAUAUCUGAACCAAAAUAUGAAUGGCAGUUAAAACAGUGUAUACAGUAGUUCCCUUAUCCACGACAUGUGUGGAAAAGACAUACUUGCCAUUUUUUUCUCUUCUCUCACAACACAAAAACUUAUCAUCUACAAAGAAGGCGUCUGUGAUCAAAGGUGGGGAGGGGUUUUCCCCACCAACAAGCAAGCAAUUAUUUCAGCAGAUGACACAAGCUGGGUGUCCUCUAAUUCAGUUCUCAUACUCUGUCAGCAGAGAGCAUUAGAUUCCACAGGUAAAGGGCUCAGUCCCAUGAGACUGCCACCCUACAUCAGUCCUAAAUCUGAAACUCCAGAAUUCUGAGAAACUGGAUUCAAUUUCGGGUUCAAUUGAGGUUCCCAGAACUCCCUCUUUGGGUUAAAUUGAAUUGAUGGAAUGGUUCAAAGUACUCAGGGAAACACAAUUACCAGUUUGCUAUGAAUUACAUAACAAAAGAUACAGAUGAAGAGAUGCACAGUGCAAAGUGUGGGAUAAGUGGGAAGAAGAUUACAUGUCCUCCCAGAACACAAUAUCCUCCAGGAACUUCAAUAUAUUCAGCAAACUGGAAGGUCUCUAAAUCCAGUCCCUUUGGGUCUUUAUAAAAUCUUUAUUACAUAUGCACCACUGAUUAAGUAAAUCACUCGCCGUUGGUUACUGAAAACCUCCAGGCUUUCUCUUUGCCCCAGAGUCUGCAGAGUGAGACAGGAUAUCUCAAACCUCUAAUCAAUGUCUUCACGAUAAUAACUAGUUGCCAUUCUGAAUCUAUGUAGGGGCUUACAGCCAUCAAUCAUAAGCAUACAAAAAUACAUCAAUUUGGGGGGAAGGAAGAUGGCGCUGUUAAGAGCAGAUCAGGAUUGCAGCUACCAGUGAAAGUGCAGAGGGUGAAUGGAUGCCAGUGGGGGACUGGCCAGGUCUGCUGGGGAACUACCAACCAGCAAAGAGCCUCAGCCCCACUCAAGUGUUCUCAACCUGGAAGAGGGAGUGCAUGGAAGAAAAGACAGAUAGACAGUUGAAUCUGGAGGACUGUCAGGCAAUGCCAGGACAGCAAGUUUAUUUGUGCACACCAUACGUUAUAUACUUUUCAAUGUUAAGGAGUGACAUACAUUCCAUUGUAUCUUGAAAUAAAAUCAAGAAUAAAAAUCACAAAAAAGGGGUACAGAAAGUAUGACUCAUAAUCAAAGGGUGUACCACAAAGGGACAAUAAAGUUUGCAAAAGGGGGUCAUAAAUCUAAGCAUGUGUUUAUCUAAAUUCAGUCAAGCAAGCAGGUAAGACCGUUAACAAGGUACAGCUGGACCUUUCCAAAUGUCAUUCUAACCUUGCCUAUUCAUAUAGGAUCAUAUGCAAAAAAAAUAUGAUUGAGUUAGCAGAGGUAACCAAAGUCAUACAGUUAUUGUGCAGAGAAGGAACAAUAAGGCACACAAUGUCUAACCACACAAUGUCUCGUUAGACCACAAAGCCUGAGCUCAGCCAUCCUGUUGCAAAUGUCAGAGGCAAAGAUAGAUGUUUAUAAAAACAGUGCAACCAGACAUCCUCUUUCCCCUUAGCUCAACAGCCUCCAGGAGAAGAGAAACGUGUAUGGGCUCAAGCUCAAGAUGGCAAGGGUCCUGUCAAGGAUCCCUUGUAGAAGUGAUCCCCACAGACGUCAUAUUUCCAGACGAAUUUUUUUUUUUUUUUGCCCAAAGACCCGGAGAUUCCCAGGUGGAGGAACCCCACGGGUCGCCAGAGCAAAUGUUUUGGCCGGCGUGACCAUUUUGGCUGGCGCCGCAGCGCAGUGGCUCCCCAUACAAAAUACACUGAUUUGGUUGCCCUGUUAAACUGGAAAUUCAAGAUCUGGGAAGGCAGAUAAGCCCAUUCAUCUGAUUAAACAAGACUCAAAUAUAAAGCAGGCCAAGAGAUUGCUGGGCAGCCACGUUGUUUCAGGUGGCACAGUGGGUCGCCGCAGAGAAAAUCACACAGAUCCCAGCGCCCUUUCAGCAGGUGACUGAAAUACCUGGGAAAGAGUCAACUGUCCAACUUAAAAAAAAAAGGCUCCGAGGCAGGGAGCCAGGUGAUCAGGCUCAGCAGUUCCCACUCAAACAAAAACAAACAGCAAUUGGAAAUGCUCAGGGUUGAGAGUUUCACGGCAAGCACAGCUAAAACCAAGAUGAACCAGCUCUGUGGGGGAGGGGCGUCAGCCAUUACUGAGGCACUCCACCCCUAUGGAGGUAGACUGACAUUGCUGAGGCAGCCUGCUGUUGCUGAGGCAACCCACCAUUGCCAAGGCAACCCACCAUAACAGAGAGAGUCAGUCAUUACAGAGGUGGGCCAACAUUGUUGUGGCAGUUCUAACCACACCCAUAUAAACAGGACUGCAGGGAAAUACAAAGGGCAGCACGGCAGAGCCAGCAGCAGGGCAGACCCACAGCAGAGGUUCAGCAAAACCUCUACAGGCAGUGACUAGGCUGCCCCCUUGCUGUGCAGGACAGCCCGAGGGGAGAAAAAAAAUAAAACAAGACAGUAAUGCAACAAAUACCAUAAAUAAAGUCCUAACCCCCUGGGACAAAUCACCUGGGGAAAAAAGAGGGCUUUAUGAGUUCUGCUGCAGCAGACUCAAAUGUACCUUCCUGGCAGCUCUGAAUGGACAACAAAGCUCACAGCUCAGCCCUUGAGCUCCUAUAAAGGACACACUGUCUCCUGUGGCAGCUCCCAGACCCCUAUAUAUGCAAAGAGUCACCUCACAAAGGACUGAUCAGACUGACAUUUAGCAGGUAUUAUUCUGGUACAAAGAUAGCAGAAGAAGUAACUGGUAGCAACCCUUACUGUUCUGCAACUGCUGCAGGUGACCCCCAGGCAAGCAGGACCUGGAGUUGACCUCAGCAGUCCUAAAGCAGAGGAGCCAGUCUGUUUAAAAAAAAAAAAUUAAGAAACAGAAAUAAUUUCAUCAUCAACAAUCUGGACGUCCACUCAGAGACCCAAUCUGAAAAUCAGCAACUACACAGACAACAGAUGAAUAAACCCAUAAAGAUGAAAAGAAAACAGCACAAAAAGGAGGAAAACACCCUAAACCAGAACACCUCGCCUCCUACAAGGGAUCACAACUCCUCACCAGCAAGGAGCAAAGCUGGACGGAGAAUGAGUGUGAUGAAAUGACGGAAUCAGAAUUCAGAAAAUGGGUAAUAAGAAACUUCCAUCCUUGACGAAAUGAUAACAAGAAUGGACAACUUAAAGAGGAAUAUGAGUGAAUUGAUGAAGCUGAAAAACACAACACGAGAACUUUGUGAAGCAUGCACAAGUUUCAACAGCCGAAUUGACGCAGCAAAAGAAAGGAUAUCAGAGGUCGAAGAUCAACUCAACGAAAUAAAAUAAGAAGGCAAGAUUAGAGAAAAAAAGCACAAAAAAAAUGAAAAAAAAGUCUCCAAGAAAUGUGGGACUAUAUAAAGAGACCCAAUCUAUGUUUGAUAGGUGUACCUAAAUGUGACGAAGAGAAUGAAUCCAAGCUGGAAAACACUCUUCAGGAUAUAAUCCAGAAAAACUUCCCCAACAUAGCAAGAAAGGCCAAUAUUCAAAUCCAGGAAAUACAGAGAACACCACAAAGAUAUCCCUCAAAAAGAGCUAUCCCCAUGCACAUAACUGUCAGAUUCAUCAGGGUUCAAAUGAAAAAGAAAAUGCUAUUGUCAGCCAGAGAGAAAGGUCGGGUUACCCACAAAGGGAAGAACAUCAAACUCACAACAGAUCUCUCAGCAGAAAACCUAAAAACUAGAAGAGUGUGGGGGUCGAUGUUCAACAUCCUUAAAGAAAAGAACUUUCAACCCAGAAUUUUAUAUCCAGCCAAACUGAGCUUCAUAAGUGAAGAAAAAAUAAAAUCCUUUGUGAACAAGCAAGUACUCAGAGAUUUUGUCACCACCAGGCCGGCUUUACAAGAGCUCCUGAAAGAAGCACUAAACAUAGAAAGAAACAAACAGUACCAGCCACUCCAAAAACAUACCAAAUAAUAAAGAGCAUUGACACAAUAAAAAAACUGCAUCAACUAAUGGGCAAAACAGCCAGCUAGAAUAAAAAUGGCAGGAACAAAUUCACACAUAACAAUAUUAACCCAAAAUCUAAAUAAGCUACAUGCACCAAUCAAAAAACACAGACUGGCAAAUUGGAUAAAAAGCCAAAACCCAUCAGUGUGCUGUAUCCAGGAAACCCAUCUCACAUGCAAGGAUACAAAAAGGCUCAAAAUAAAGGGAUGGAGGAAGAUUUACCAAGUAAAUGGAGAGCAAAAAAAAGCAGGAGUUGCAAUUCUCGUCUCUGAUAAAAUAGACUUUAAAGCAACAAAGAUCAAAAGAGACAAAGAAGGACAUUACAUAAUUGUAAAAGGAUCAAUACAAAAAGAAGAGCUAACAAUAAGAUCUUAAAUAUAUAUGGACCCAAUACAGGAGCACCCAGAUAUAUCAGGCAAGUUCUUUUUUUUCUCUCUCUUUUUCUGUUUUUUUUUUUUUUUCUUAAUUGCAUUUUAGGUUUUGGGGUACAUGUGCAGAACAUGCAAGACAUUUUCAUAGGUACACACAUGGCAGUGUGUUUUACAGCAAGUUCUUAAUGACUUACAAAGAGACUUAGACUCCCACACAAUAAUAGUGGAAGACUUUAACACUCCACUGUCAAUAUUAGACAGAUCAACCUGACAGAAAAUUAAAAAGGACAUUCAGGACUUGAACUCAGACCUGGAACGAGCAAACCUGAUAGACAUUUACAGAACUCUCCACCCCAAAUCCACAGAAUAUACAUUUUUCUCAGCACCACAUCACACCUACUCUAAAAUUGACCACAUAAUUGGAAGUAAAGCACUCCUUAGGAAAUGCAAAAGAAUGGAAAUCAUAACAGUCUCUCAGACCACAGUGCAACCAAGUUAGAACCCAGAAUUCAGAAAAUAACUCAGAACCACACAACUUCAUAAAAACUGAACAACUGGCUCUUGAAUGUUGACUGGAUAAACAAUGAAAUGAAGGCAGAAAUGAAGUUCUUCAAAACCAAUGAGAACGAAGACACAACAUACUAGAAUCUCUGGGACACAUUUAAAGCAGUCUGUAGAGGAAAAUAUAUAGCAAUAAGUGCCCACAUGAGAAGAAUGGAGAGAUCCAAAAUUGACGUCCUAUCAUCAAAAUUGAAAGAGCUAGAGGAUCAAGAUCAAAAAAACUCAAAAUCUAGCAGAAGACAAGAAAUAACUAAAAUCAGAGGAGAACUGAAGGUGAUAGAGAUGCGAAAAACCCCUCAAAAAAUUAAUAAAUCCAGAAGCGAGUUUUUUGAAAAAAUCAACAAAAUAGACAGACCACUAGCCAGAUUAAUAAAAAAGAAAAGAGAGAAUAACCAAAUAGAUGCAAUAAAAAACGAUAAAAAGGAAAUCACCACAGCUGCCACAGAAAUUCAAACCAUUAUCAAAGAGUAUUACAAACUACUCUAUGCACAUCAACUAGUAAACCUGGAAGAAAUGAAUAAAUUCCUGGACACUUGUGUCCCCCCUAGCCUAAACCAGGAAGAAGUCAAAACUAUGAAUAGACCAAUAACAAGAUCUGAAGUUGAGGCAGAAAUUAAGAGCAUACGAAACCAAAAAAAAAGCCCACGUCCUGAUAGGUUCAGAGCAGAAUUCUACCAGACACACAAAGAGGAACUGUUACCAUUCCUUCUGAAACUUCCAAAUAAUCCAAAAAGAGCGAAUCCUUUCAAAUCAUUUUCUGAGACCAACAUAAUCCUGAUACCAAAACCCAGCAGAGACUCAACAAGAAAAGAAAACUUCAGGCCAAUAUCCAUGAUGAACAUAGACGCAAAAAUCUUCAAUAAGAUACUUGCAAGCCGAUUGCAACAGCACAUCAAAAAGCUUAUCCACCAUGAUCGAGUAAGAUUCAUCCCAGGGAUGCAAGGCUGGUUCAACGUAUGCAAUUCUAUAAAUGUAAUUCACCACAUAAACAGAACCAAAAUAAAAAACCACAUGAUUAUCUCAAUCGAUGCAGAGAAGGCCUUUGACAAAAUUCAACAGCCCUUUAUGCUAAAAACCCUCAAUAAACUCGGUAUUGAUGGAACGUAUCUCAAAAUAAUAAAAGCUAUUUAUGAAAAACCAACAGCCAAUAUACUGAAUGGGAAAAAACUGGAAACAUUCCCUUGGAAAUCUGGCACUAGACAAGGAUGCCCUCUCUCACCACUCCUAUUCAAUAUAGUGCUGGAAGUUCUAGCCAGAGCAAUCAGGCAGGAAAAAGAAAUAUACGGUAUUCAAACAGGAAAAAAGGAAGCCAAAUUGUCUCUGUUUGCAGACGACAUGAUUGUAUAUCUGGAAGACCCCAUUGUCUCAGCCCCAAAAUUCCUGAAACUAACAAGCAACUUUAGCAAAGUCUCAGGAUAUAAAAUCAAUGUGCAAAAAUCACAAGCAUUUCUAUACACUAAUAGCAGACUUAAAGAGAGCCAAAGCAAGAACAAACUGCCAUUCACAAUUGCUACAAAGAAAAUAAAAUACCUAGGAAUACAACUAACAAGAAACGUACAAGACCUCUUCAAGGAGAACUAAAAAUCACUGCUCAACGAAAUAAGAAAGGACACAAACAGAUGGAGAAACAUUCUGUGUUCAUGGUUAGGAAGAAUCAAUAUCGUGAAAAUGGCCAUACUGCCCAAAGUAAUUUACAGAUUCAACUCUAUCCCCAUCAAGCUACCAAUGACCUUCUUCACAAAACUAAAAAAAAACCACCUUAAACUUCAUAUGAAACAAAAAGAGAGCCAGCAUAGCCAAGUCAAUUCUAAGCAAAAAGAACGAAGUGGAUGCAUCCCUCUACCGAACUUCAAACUAUACUACAAGGCUACAGUAAUCAAAAUAGCAUGGUAUUGGUACCAAAAUAGAAAUAUAGACCACUGGAACAGAACAGAGGCUUCGGAGGCAACACAACAUAUCAACAACCAUCUGAUCUUUGACAAACCUGACAGAAGCAAGCGGGGUGGGGGGGAAUUUCCUGUUUAAUAAAUGGUGUUUGGAAAACUGGCUAGCCAUGUGCAGAAAGCAGAAACUAGACCCCUUCCUGACACCUUACACUAAAAUUAACUCCAGAUAGACUAAACACUUAUAAAUAAGACCUAACACCAUAAAAACCCUAAAAGAAAAUCUAGGCAAAACCAUUCAGGACAUAGGAGUAGGCAAGGACUUCAUGACCAAAACACCAAAAGCAUUGGCAGCAAAAGCCAAAAUAGACAAAUGGAACCUAAUCAAACUCCACAGCUUCUGCAUUGCAAAAGAAACAGUCAUUAGAGUGAAUCAGCAACCAACAGAAUGGGAAAAAAUUUUGCAGUUUACACAUCUGACAAAUGGCUGAUAUCCAGAAUUUACAAAGAGCUAAAACAGAUUUACAAGUAAAAUACAAACAAGUUUAUUCAAAAGUGGGUGAAGGAUAUGGACAGACACUUUACAAAAAAAGACAUACAUGAGGCCAACAAACAUAUGAAAAAAUACUCAUCAUCACUGGUUAUUAGAGAAAUGCAAAUCAAAACUACAUUGAGAUACCAUCUCACACCAAUUAGAAUGGCGAUCAUCAAGAAAUCUGGAGACAACAGAUGCUGGAGAGGAGUGGAGAAAUAGGAACACUUUUACACUCUUGGUGGGAGUGUAAAUUAGUUCAACCAUUGUGGAGGACAGUGUGGCAAUUCCUCAGGGACCUAGAAAAAGAAAUUCCAUUUGACCCAGCAAUCCCAUUACUGGGUAUAUAUCUAAAGGAUUAUAAAUUGUUUUAUUAUAAGGACACACGCACACGAGUAUUCAUUGCAGCACUGUUUACAACAGCAAAGACCUGGAACCAACCCAAAUGCCCAUCGAUGAUGAACUGGACAGGGAAAAUGUGACACAUAUAUACCAUGGAAUAUUAUGAAGCCAUCAAAAACUAUGAGUUUGUGUCCUUUGUAGAGACAUGGAUCAACCUGGAAACCAUCAUUCUCAGCAAACCGACACAAGAGCAGAAAAUCAAACACUGCAUGUUCUCACUCAUACGUUGGUGUUGAACAAUGAGAACACAUAAACACAGGGAGGGGAGCACUACACACUGGAGUCUGUUGGGAAAAAAUAGGGGAGGGACGGUGGGGGUGGUGAGUUGGGGAGAGAUACAAUGGGGAGAAAUGCCAGAUAUAGGUAAUGGGGAGGAAGGCAGCAAAUCACACUGCCACAUGUGUACCUAUGCAACAAUCUUGCAUGUUCUUCACAUGUACCCCAAAACCUAAAAUGCAUUAAAAAAAAAAAGACCGACAUUCUUAGAAACACCCGCAUGCAAGUCUGGCCCCUUUGCGGGUGUUUAGGAAGUUGAAAUUGAGAAGGUUUCCACCAUUUCCUGCAAAAAAUGGCUCACUGUGUCUAAAGUGUUCAUAGGAACAUUGUGGUUAUUCUGAAUAGAUGAUUUCCUUCUGGGAGUCUGGAAUUUGGGUACAUGUGAGGAAGAGUAACCUCCAUUUAAAAAUACUUGGGUACUGAGUCUUUAAUGAGAUUCUGGUACUGGUAGACAUCACUGCACGUGUGUUGCCAAAAUGUUAGACUGAAAGAAUUAAGCAGAUCCUGGUAAU
This is a messenger RNA of Callithrix jacchus (white-tufted-ear marmoset), 12503 nucleotides long. The record is from RefSeq and is a predicted model, not a curated record. Lineage: Eukaryota; Metazoa; Chordata; Mammalia; Primates; Cebidae.